Molecule: messenger RNA, 1980 nt
Organism: Hirundo rustica (Barn swallow)
Lineage: Eukaryota; Metazoa; Chordata; Aves; Passeriformes; Hirundinidae
Gene: KDM8
Product: lysine demethylase 8
Exons: 6
Coding region: 1-1314 (437 amino acids)
Cellular component (GO): nucleus
Molecular function (GO): histone H3K36 demethylase activity
Source: RefSeq, a predicted model, not a curated record
AUGGCGGCGACCGGCUGCGCGGAGGGCGCAAGCGACAGCUCUGCGCUGUGGGCCGAGGUGCGAGCGCUGCUCCCCCGCGCCGAGGAGGGUCUGACCUUGGCGCUGAGCGGCGACGUGGAGGACUGCGUCCUGCCGCUACUGCGACGGGCCCGCGCGCUUCUUUACGGCUCGGCGGACCGGCCCGCGGCCGCAGCGGCAGCGGGGCUGGAGCGCCUCAGCGACGUCCUGCGCGACUAUUCCUGGGAGAAGCUGAACGCGGGGCCGUGGAGGGAGAUCGGCAAGGGCUGGCGCCAGGUCUACGCCUACGGCUGCCUCUUCGGGGCGCUGGCCGAUGUGGCCGCGGGCCGCCCGCUGGCGCGCGCCGUGCGGCUCUGCGACCUGGGGCUGCUCAUGGGCGCCGCGGUCCUGGACAACGUCCUGGCGCGCCUGGUGCGCGCGCUGCAGACGCACCUGCCCCGCGCGGCGCCGCGCGCCGAGGGAGCGCCUGCGGCCCGCGAGCCGCCCUCGCGCCCCGGCCUUCCUCGCGCUGCCCCGCGCGGGGCUGCUGAGGGGGAGCGUCCGCUCCUGAGCGGCCGGCUGCAGCCGCCGGCCCCCGCGCCGCGGCCGGAGGAGGCGAUUCCGCACCUUCGCUGCCCUUCGCUGGAGCACUUCAGAGAAAACUACCUCGUUCCCCAGCGGCCCGUGGUCCUGGAGGGUGUCAUGGACCACUGGCCGUGUAUGAAGAAGUGGAGUGUGGACUAUUUCUGUCAAGUCGCAGGGUGCCGCACCGUCCCCGUGGAGUUGGGUGCCCGGUACACAGAUGAGGAAUGGUCUCAGCAGCUCAUGACUGUCAGUGACUUCAUCAGCCGGUAUAUCAUGGAUGAGAACAAUGUAGGAUACCUUGCCCAGCACCAGCUUUUUGAUCAGAUCCCAGAACUGAAAGAAGAUAUUAGUAUCCCUGACUACUGUUGCUUGGGGGAAGGGGAAGAAGAUGACAUCACCAUUAAUGCUUGGUUUGGUCCAGGAGGCACAAUCUCACCUCUUCAUCAGGAUCCCCAGCAAAAUUUUUUAGCCCAGGUAUUUGGAAGAAAGUAUAUCCGUCUCUAUUCACCACAAGAUUCAGAAAACCUGUACCCCCAUGAAAGCCAAAUUCUUCACAACACAAGUCAGGUUGAUGUAGAAGAUCCAGACUUGGUCAAGUUUCCAAACUUCACAAAGGCUGCAUUUCAGUCCUGCAUUCUGAUGCCUGGACAGAUUCUGUUUAUUCCAGUAAAAUAUUGGCAUUACGUGCGAUCGCUUGAGCUCAGCUUCUCUGUUAGUUUCUGGUGGUCAUAGCUCUGGAAUGGGAAUUAAAAAUCAGGGAAGUAGCAUCUCUCUCUCAGGAGAGGUUAGAGGUGGAGCAAAACCAAAAACCAACAAACUCUUGCUGAAGCAUGGAGAAUUAGUCACAAUGGGUAAGUGGAAAGAUGAUGCUGUAGCCACUUCAUUUUUGUAGAUGUUUCUAGUAACUCCUAAAGAGCAUAUUAUUAGGUCAUUGCCUUGUGUGUGCAUCCCUCAGAAACAGCCUGUGUACAGGCACUGCCAGGGCUCUGCCUGAGAUAUCAGGUCAGUGUUAUCUUCUACUUGGAUUCAGUAACACUAAACCCUAGAGUUAACUAGAGAGAUGGUGCUACCUAAAGGUUCAAUCCAUUAAAAAAUUAAGCUAACACCAAGCAAGGUACUGGUCUCUUGCAUGGAAAAAGUUAACUCAUGUCCUGGUUCUGGCCAGGAUGGGUUAAUUUCUGCAGUAGCCAGGAGGGGCAUGGCCCAGACCCAGAAGUUAUUCUGUACCUCAGCCUGCCACAGCUGGGUGCUGAGGGCAGGCAGGGCCUCCUUGUUCUCUUAGUGAUUGAAUCUGUGUGAAUCUUUUGUCUCUUUUGUACACUUCGUUAUUGAUAUUGUUGCUAUUACUGCUCAUUUUCUUAUUCCAUUGCUGUUUCCAGUAAAUUGUUCUUACUGCAA